UGCUUGUGCAGCGCUAGUUCGUGCCGCUCCUCCGCUCGCCGCCGCCUUCGCCGCGCCCGCCGCUUGGCCGGAGCGUCCGUCAGACCCCCGACGCCUCCGCCGAGCCCGUCUCCGCCGCUCAGGCUGCACCCGACCUCCCCGACCGAGAUGGCGGUGAACCCCGGCUCCCCCCUUCUCCUCCUCCCCGCUCGGAUCGUGUGCGCCGCUGUCUUCUUCGCCUGCCUCCCCGGCCUCGUCGCCGGCAUCCGGAAGGACAUUGGUUUUGCGUUACCCAUCAUGUGCAGGAGCACUGUGCAAGGACGGCACUUGAUAUCAGACGAUAAUGGUUAUGUAUGUUCUUCCCUUUCAAUUGAUCCAUGGUCUGGGUGUUGCCCAAGAACUGGGUCACACUUUUCCUGUCAAGGUUGCAAACUCGAUUUACAGUGCUGUGAUUCUUAUGAAUAUUGCGUCUCGUGCUGCUUAAACCCUUCAAGGACCAAGGAAGCAGAUGUGCUGAAGUUGAAGGUAGCUAAACCUGUUACUUCUGGAACUUACAAAAAUGUCUUUGAUUUCUGCAUGGGAAGAUGCCGCCAUAGUUCUGCAAGUGUGGUACAUGAAAAUGCGUAUGCAAGUGACUUCCAUCAUUGCUUCUUGCUGCAGCAGAAUUCUUCGGGAUCAGCUGAUUUUGGUUCUGGACCAAGGCUGGAUGGCGUUAACAUCAGCAUAGGAAGGAGGGGGGAAUCUUGUAGUUCUGUGUGCAGAGCAAAAGGGCAAUCAUGUGUUCCAAGCAGACUUUCAGCGCUGAACAAAUGCGAGAUUUUGCAGAAAUAUAUGAGAUGCAAAAGUGGCUGUUCUAGCAGUCUUGGACCAGAUCAGCCUGCUCAAGUUGUAGAUGAAGCUCCAAGCAAUUUGAAUCCAGGAGCAUGUUUGUACAUGCAGAUGGAUGAGCGACUCACAUGUGACGGUUCACAUCAACAUACCCGAAGGCUCUGUCCUUGUGCGUGAAAUUCGAAAAGUUGUGGCUAUCAUAACUCAUAAGAGGAAACAAGUGGAGAUGAUCUUCUUAAAACUGAUGGCUCUCCUUGAUGAGCAACCUUUGUCACUGUUUGUUGUCCCAACAAGAAACCGCCAUUUUACAAACAGUGCAACAGUUGAUGGAAAACGGAAUAUAAUAUGGA
This is a messenger RNA of Oryza brachyantha (malo sina), 1157 nucleotides long. RefSeq lists its product as uncharacterized. The coding region runs from base 148 to 984 and encodes 278 amino acids. NCBI's taxonomy places the organism in Eukaryota, Viridiplantae, Streptophyta, Magnoliopsida, Poales, Poaceae. The record is from RefSeq and is a predicted model, not a curated record. The transcript is spliced from 12 exons. Gene Ontology annotation, biological process: positive regulation of SREBP signaling pathway.